AUGGAUGUGGAGCUUAUUGUAAGCAUGGGCUUUUUUAUUCACGAUUUACAUCAGCAUCUCGUCGAACUUCAUUCGACACAAUUCGCUGGACAUGAUCAUACUACUUCGUUUUCCGUGUAUCGUGGUCAAGGUUUGUCUCAAAAAGACUUUAAUCAAAUGUUGAAAACAAAAGGUGGUCUACUAUCGUUUAACAAUUUCUUAUCCACCAGCACUAAUCGUCAAGUAUCUCUUAGCUUUGCUCAACAAACUAUGGAAACAUCUGAUAUGGUGGGUAUCCUAUUCGUCAUGAACAUCGAUCCUUCUGUUCCUUCAACACCAUUCGCCAAUGUUCGCGAUGUUAGCUAUUUCGAAGGAGAAGAAGAAAUUCUCUUCUCGAUGCACUCGGUCUUUCGUAUCAGGCAACUUGAACAAAUGGAUGAGAACAAUCGCCUCUGGCAAGUGGAUUUAACAUUAACGAGUGAUAACGAUCCGCAACUUCGAAGUUUAACUGAACGUAUACGUGAAGAGAUAUUUCCUCAUCUAACAGGAUGGUACCGCUUGGGUAAUUUAUUGAUUAAAACUGGACAGUUUAACAAGGCACAACAGAUAUUCGAAAUCAUGCUUGAUCAGACAACUAAUGAGCGUGAUAAAGCAAACAUUUAUCAUAUGUUAGGAUUGGUCAAGGAUAAUCAAGAAGAAAAUGCAGAAGCACUUACAUUUUAUGAAAAAUCAAACGAAAUCCUUCAGAAGAUUCUCCCUUCCACUCAUUCUGAUGUGGCUACUUCUUACAACAAUAUUGGUUCCAUGUAUUGGAAAAUGAAUGAAAAUUCCAAAGCACUUUCAUCUUAUGAGAAAGCACUUGAAAUCCGUCAAAAAACGCUUCCUGAAAAUGAUCCUCUUUUAGCUACUUCUUACAACAACAUUGGAGGAGUGUAUGACAAUAUGGGCGAGUACUUGAAAGCACUUUUCUAUUACGAAAAAGCAUUGGAAAUCAAACAAAAAGUUCUUCCAGCAGGUCAUCCAAGUUUAGCCACAUUGUACAGCAACAUUGGCUGGGCUUAUAAAUAUAUAAAUGAUUAUUCGAAAGCACUUUCGUUUUUCGAACGUGCUUUAGACAUUCGAAAACGUUCACUACCUCCUAAUCAUCCUGAUCUCGAAAGUGUUCGAAAGAGUAUUGAAAUUGUAAAAAAGAAAUUAUAA
Messenger RNA from Adineta steineri, 1179 nucleotides. The record is from the annotation of a GenBank genome assembly. NCBI's taxonomy places the organism in Eukaryota, Metazoa, Rotifera, Eurotatoria, Adinetida, Adinetidae.